Molecule: messenger RNA, 3589 nt
Organism: Owenia fusiformis
Lineage: Eukaryota; Metazoa; Annelida; Polychaeta; Sabellida; Oweniidae
Source: the annotation of a GenBank genome assembly
AUUUUCAAAACUCGCACCUGGCAACAAGAAAAGGGGGUAUGUUGUCCUUGUAGAUGCACAGUACCUGCUUUGAACCAACAAUCUAGAAAAUCAUGUCGGUGAAUUCUUGAAGCAAUAACAGAAACUACAAGUGGCAUACUAUGGUAACCGUUAGAGCAUAUUAGGAACUGAACAAUAUAUUAUUGUGCUGGUGUCUUAAGCCAGGAAGAUGCCCAGUGCGGGGGCCAUAGCCCCACCGUGUAUUGUGCCUUUAAGGGCCCCUGUCCCUGGUGUGCCUACGACACAUAUAGACUGCUCUACAUACAUAGAGAUUGAAACAGAAUCUCCAAGAUGUAAAAUCUACUUCACAACAAGUGGUGCUAAACCAAACCCAUUCCAACUGAAGGUUGCAGGCAGAGAGCAGACAUUCCGCUAUAAGGCACCAUUCACUUUGAAGACAGGAAAGAGGACACUUAAGGCUAUAGCAGUGACAAGGGAUGGACUCCAGGAAAGUGCAGUUGUUACAAAGACAUUUACAGUAGACGACACAUCAGGGUUUAAUAAUUACACAGCUGAUGAUGAUGAAUCCCUUGCCAGUGUCAGAUCUGUGGACACAUAUGUUUCAGAAUAUAACCCCAAGUUCAGCAAAAAUAAACCCAGAAGUACUAAAAAGCCAACUCGAAAUUCUCGAAAAGAACCACCAAGAAGUAAAUCAGUUGACUUUAAACAAGCAUGGUCAGAAAGCAAUGGGGUAAAUAAUGGAAGUGACCAUGUUAAUAUUCCUGAUGGACCAUUCAAUCCAACCAACUAUAGCGGAACCCAGGUAAAUGUGUGGGGGGUACCACCACAUAAUAUGGCAGGCUGGUUGACUGCCCCAGGGGGUCCUGGGGGUGUGAGUUACCCUACCCAUGAACAACAACUAGGGUACAUGACAGAGAAAAUGUUACAAAGUUUAGAUGAACAAAAGCAGCAGACAAUGAAUGACAUGAGGACAGCCAUGCAGCAAGAAAUACCACCCCCUGCCAUAGAACCCCCACCACCCCCAGAACCCGUCAUAGAAUAUGUAAAGAAAGAACCAGAGUUACGGCCAAUCAGCAGAGGAAAUGGUGAUUGGAAAGAGCAGCUGGAGCACAUAUACGCACACCUCAUCGAACACACUAAAAAUCAUCCCAACUUCAAAAAGAAUAUUAGCAGCCCAAAAUUUGGACAGAUAUCAGGUGUUGUCUACAAGGAGGAAGAAGACUGUUUUAAUCUCAACAUCACUCUAGCCAAACCUGGUGUCAGACCCAAGCCUAAACUGAAGACAACAGUCAAGGCACUGGAUACAGCAAAGAAACUUUCCAAAGCUGGAUCAAAAAAGGCUGGAAGCGACACUGAAGCCACUAAAAAGAAAAAAGAAAAAGUUGUUGAUCCGUAUUUUGAAACAGAAGAAUAUGAGCAAGAGGGUACUGUGAAAGCUUGGCCUGACUUUAACGCUGAAGGCGAUGCUGAGAUAAUACGUAAUGCUAUGAAAGGAUUUGGCACAGAUGAAGCAACAAUUAUCAAUGUCCUUGCGUACAGAAGCAACAGCCAGAGAUUGGAGAUUGCUAAAGUAUUUAAAACUAUGUUUGGAAAGGAUUUAACGAAGGAAUUGAAUGGUGAGUUGAGUGGCAAUUUCUGCGAUAUAAUGGUUGGGCUUCUACUACAUCCUGCUAAUUAUGACGCCAAUGAAAUAAGGAAGGCUGUUGAAGGUUUAGGAACAGAUGAUGAUGUCUUGGUUGAGAUACUUUGUACAAGAACAAAUAAACAAAUUCAGGCCAUAAAAGCUGCAUACAAAAACUUGUUCCAAAAAAGCUUGGAGAAGGAUGUUAAGGAUGAUACAUCUGGUCAUUUCAAGCGUCUCCUAGUGUCUCAGAUUCAAGCGAAUAGAGAUGAGAGUCCAACAUUUGAUAGGAACCAAGCAAAGGCAGAUGCACAGGCUCUAUUUGAGGCAGGGGAAAAUAAGUGGGGAACGGAUGAGUCCAAAUUCAACCAGAUUUUAUCGAGCCGCAGUUUUGCACAUUUACGAGCUGUGUUUGAAGAAUAUGGAACGCUGUCAAAGAAAAGCAUGGAAGACGUCAUCAAAGCAGAAUUUUCGGGAGAUAUCAAAAAUGGCCUGCUUACAAUUGUGCGUGUCAUCCAGAAUAAACCCGGAUACUUCGCCAAACAGCUACAUAAGUCUAUGCAGGGACUGGGGACAAAUGAUGAUCUCCUGGUGCGAGUAGUCGUCACACGCUGUGAAUGUGACAUGGUGCAGAUCAAGGAGGAGUUCCAGAAGCAGUACAAAGGCACUCUCGCUGAGUGGAUCAUUGAUGAUACAUCUGGAGAUUACAAAGAGACUCUGUUAGCCUUGAUAGGAGAGAGGGCAUGUAAGCCUCCUGCUAAAGCUGCUGACCCUUACGAUGUAGUAGUUGGAGAACCUGAGCCUGAGAUGGAGCAAGAUCUAUAUGAGGAAGAAGGUGUUGUUGGCCCAAUUGAAAACUUCCAGGCUGAGAAGGACUGUGAAGUUCUACGUAAAGCUAUGAAAGGGUUUGGAACUGAUGAGAAGGCCAUAAUUGGUGUAAUCCCUGCUAGAAGCAAUGAUCAAAGACAACAGCUCUUGACGCAAUACAAAACCAUGUAUGGGAAGGACCUUAUCAAAGAACUAAAGGGUGAACUGGGAGGUAGCCUCAAAGACACAGUGGUUGGCUUGAUGAAGACUAGUACUGAUUUCUCAGCCUCAGAGCUUCACAAAGCAAUGAAGGGCCUUGGUACAGAUGAAGAUGUCCUCAUUGAGCAGAUAUGUACCAAGAGUAAUGCAGAGCUGGCAGCUGUUAAAGCAGCAUACAGAAGAUUAUUCAGUGCAGACCUUGAGAAGGACAUUGUGUCAGAAACAUCGGGUCAUUUCAAACGCUUGCUUGUCUCAUGUUUACAAGCUAACCGCAACGAGAACAGAGAAUUUGAUCGUGCAAAAGCCAGAGCAGAUGCUGAGGUUCUUUAUAAGGCUGGGGAGAAGAAAUGGGGGACGGAUGAAUCACGAUUUAAUGUGAUUCUCUGUUCAAGGAGCUAUGGACACCUCAGAGCGAUGUUUGAGGAAUACAAGAAAUUCUCUAAGAAAGACAUUGAAGAUGCUAUCAAGAGUGAGAUGUCUGGGGACUUGGAGAAGGGCAUGCUUACAACAAUCCGUGUUGUGCGAAACAAAGCUGCGUAUUUUGCCAAAUUGCUACAUGAUUCAAUGAAAGGAUUAGGGACAGAUGAUGACACACUGAUCCGCGUAAUGGUCUCUAGGUGUGAAGUUGACAUGGUACAGGUCAAGCAGGAGUUCCUGAGAUUAUAUAAGCAGUCUCUAGAUGCAUUUGUUGCUGAUGACCUAUCAGGUGAUUACAAGAAGAUCAUAGUUGCUCUGGUAAAUGGUAAUGGCUGUGGAGUGAAGUCAUCCAGUGGGCAGACAGAGAAUGUCUUCAAACCAGAUGAUGCAGCCAGUGGGGAUGAAGAGGACUAGGGAUCUCUCCAAUGGCCAGUUUUCCAGAUACUGUGCAUCAUAAGAAAUUGGAACCUCUUGGUUAAAGUGAACAACUGAUGAACAUGUCAAAUUAAUUUGAAAUAUGCACAG